ACCAAUUGCUGCGUUUAGAGAGUGCGCGCGCGCGAGGCUCUGCUUUCGCCACGCGUAGACCUGGGAGGAAGUGGAGAGAGUCGCGAACACCGCAUAACUCCCGGGUUGGCUUGUAAGGGUUUCUGCCGGGCGCUUCGCUUGGGGCAGGAGGCGGGGCUCCACUUUGAUUGGGACCCAGGCCUCCUAAGCGGCUGCCCCGAGGCUCCGCCCCACCCGGUGACAUGGGAGGAGCCUCGUGGGGGCAGCAAAAAGAGUCGCGAGAGCGGCCGAGCUGUUUCUUCGGCCCGCCCCCCUCCCCGACACAGGGCUGGCCAAAGCCACGAGGCCGCUGCCUGGGGCCGGCCUGCUAAGACGGGCUAUCCCAAAGCCGCUGGGGAAGGAGGUGGGAGCGGAGGGGCUCCCUGUGGACCAUUCUUCGGAAACCUUCCACUUCUGAUCUGCUGUGGCCUCGAAAAGCCGCUCGUCGUCACCCGGCCGUGGGCAGCUCGAGUCAUAUCCGUGCCCCGCGGUCUCUCUGUCCCUGAAGACAAGCCGAGGGCGAGAGGCCGCCGGGGGACCAGCAGAGCCCUCUCUCUGGCGAGAUGUUUGUGUGGACUCCGGGCGGGAGCCGGGGGUGCGGAGGGGGGAGAUCUCUCGGGAGAAGGGGGGGAAAUAAUAACUCUUUGUAUUUGUAAACGGAAGGCUUGCAGUGUUUUAUUGUCUGCUUUUGCGAUGUUGUCGGCGUUCAAUUCAUUUUGAGAUACUGUUACUGUAUAUUUUAAGAGGGGCAGAAGUGGUACAAAUGAGUAAAUGGGAAAAGGAGGCGACCCGGGCGCAGAAAGCGAGCCUGAAUCUGGCAGACCCCCCCCGCACCGAUCCUCUGCCGUGCCUCCUUCGGUACUGUUGCCUGGCUGGAAUGCGCCCCCGAAGUGCCGGAACGCCUCUUGCCGUGGAUGGAACGAUGGGGGGGGUGCAUAGUAACCUGGUUUGGACGUGCGGAGGCUUAGGCCAGACAAGCAGUUCUCAACCACUUCUCUCAAUGAAGCACGCGCAUUCUCUCGCUAUGAUCUCACCCGUUGAAUUUCCCGGAUGCUAGCUCUGAAGUUUCCGAGCCAAGCAGCGGUAAGGGGUCGCUCUACUUUUUGUGAUCUAUGUUCCUGCGCGGGCGGCCUACGCUAAGUCCUUCCAUUCCCAGAAACCUUUGCACUACAGCCCACUUUCCGCGGCUCUUUCGCGAAGUGAUAGGAGUUAGUAGCUGCUACUAUGUCGGUGGUUUUCGUGCCGGAGAAGCUUCGGGGCAAAGCGGAGGUGAACCAGGAGACGCUGCAGCGGCUGCUUGAAGAAAAUGACCAGCUGAUUCGGUGUAUUGUGGAAUAUCAGAAUAAAGGAAGAGCUGCAGAAUGUGUGCAGCAUCAGCACACACUGCACAGAAACUUGAUUUAUUUGGCUACCAUUGCGGAUGCAUCACCCUCUCCAAAUGCAGGGAAGACUGUUGCAGACUGAUGCUGUCUUCCUUGGCACAUAUGUGACUCUUUGAAGCAAGUGAGGGGUGAAUCUGGAAGACCCAAUAGUCCCCUGCUGUUUGAAGGAGAGCAAGAAGUCCAGUGGCUUUGAUAGAAAACCAGCUAAACUGUGCUCCCUUCAGAGCAUUUCUACCUUCCUUUUAUCAUCAGCUAGGACGUGCCAUGUUCUUUACCCCUUCCUCUCAUCCAGAAAGAAAGACGGCACAGCACAUUACAUGUUCCGUCAGCUACAGGGUCACUGCACUUUCUCUAAAUUAUGCCUAAAGGGUUACAGUUGAGGGGUGGUAUUGUUAGCAUUAGCCAGUUGCCUCAUAACAUCAGUUCUCUAGGUGACAUUAAAUUCUAGCCCAGAGAUCCAUAAAAAAGUUUGGAAGAUGGGAUACUCUACAGUGUUACAUUAAAAACUUCCUCUGCAUAGUGAAAGGAGCAAGAAAUGGUGUAUGAAAUGACCUGUUAAUGCUUGGACAAGACAGUUUUUAUUGCAGCUAGUACAGGCCUGUAGGUAUGGACAAAAUACUUCCUUUCACUCAUUAUUCUCAUUUUGUAGCAUGGCAUUAUACACAAUUAUCUUAUAUGCACAGAGGGCACUUCUAAGCUUUGAUUAUGUUAAAGUAUAUUCCUUCCUCUAAUAAGAUCAUGUUGAUCCUAACACAUCCAUGCAGCUGAAACCUGGCAGUGCUCAAGUAACCCUGCUUCAAUUGGCUGGUUUGCAUUGCUUGGUUAUUAGUAUUUUCACAUCAAUUUGUGUCACCAUAGUCCUCAGUGUACUUUUAUGAAUUAAUAUUUUUUUCAACUUCCCCACCCCAAAUGAAUAUUCUCGCAGUGAUUUUAAAAGUUACUUGCUAAGUACUUACUGAAAGGGCAGUGAACUUGUUUUUGUUAAAGGGCAGUGUUGGGUAGUUCCAUAAUAAUGUGGGCCUUACAAAGUAAGCUUUGGUGCAGUUUUUGCCACCUGGGUGACACCCCCCCCGAUGUUUUAGACAACUUCCAUCAGUCCAGAUGGUACAACUGCACUGAAACUGAUGGGAGUUGAAUUCUGAACUGUCUGAAGGGCACCAAGCAAAGGAAGAUUGCCAUAGUAAUAACACUUUGUCAUUUUCCAAACGAGUGAUAGGAAACUACCACAGCUAUUUGGAAUGCAGAAGAGCUGGUGCAUGGCUCCUUUUCACUCUUAAGAGGUGAAACACCCAUACGUUUCUUGUUUAACUGCGGCAUCUCCCCUGGCCAGUCAAACUAGCUGCUCCCAGAGCGUGUGCGUCUAUAAAAAUUUAAAACUCUGGAGGGGAGGAUGUUCUUCCCUAUUUUUUUUGUAGAAACAAACCCCAGCACAAUAGAAUAUGAAAACAGCAUUGUGAGUUGAUGUGGGGUAGUAAUAACAGCUUCUGUUAAUGUAGUAACAUUCUUCAGGGCCUCUCUCCUAUUACAAUUGCACUGCUGAUGGAAGGGAUCCUCCUCCCCCUGGGCCAGGAGUACUGUAAACUGAAGCUGUCCCCCAACCAUACUUAUUAAGCCAAAAUUACUAAACUCUUGGUUGUGUCCAAUGGUCAUGACUAACUUAGGUUUGUUAAUUUCAGUGGGUCUACCAUGAGAACUUAAGUUGGCUAAAGCCCUACGUUUCCAAUCUUAGAUAACCAAUUGAAACAUAUUUAUGUAAAAGGGUUUCGAGUUAGAAAUGGUAUCUUCUUGUAACUUACGGUGAAGGCCACUACUAAACAGACUGGAGGCACAGGCAAAAGGGUAAAACAUUAACUCAAUCGGAGUUGAAUGGCAGUAGUUUGCCACUGACUAGGAGACUGCACCCUGGCUGCUGUACUUUCUCUGCAGCACAGCCCUGGGAUGCAAGCCAUGAUCCAGCUGCAUCUGAUGACUGACUACACCAUCUUCAGUAAUUCCCAGUAUCCCACAGGUGCAGCAAACCCAGGUAUUUGCAACAACACACACAUUUUGAAUGUUUUGAAUGUUAUUUCUGACUAGAAAAAAACUAGUACUACUGCUAGUACCAAAAUUUGCCUCAAGAUUGCAUCUGAUAAUGUAGUGCGACACUACCUCAAGAAGUUUGCCUCAAGACUGCAUCUGAUAAUUGACACUGCAAGAUGCCAGUGAUGAUCAGGCCUGAUCUAAACAGAAUGUGUAGACAAGAGUGCAUGUUUAGUUAAGGCAGUGGGAUCAGAGAACAUUCUACCAUUUUAUUUAUUUAUUAACAUUUAUACCCCGCCUUUCUUUUUUCAUGAAACCCAAGGCGGCUUACAUAUGAUUCCCAGGCAGUCUCCCACCCAGGCACUGACCAGACCUGACCCUGCUUAGCUUCAGCAGGGAGCUGGCCUUAUGUGCCUUCAGACUAUAGCCUGGGACCAUUCAUUGAACAAUGAAUAAUAAAAUUAAGACCAUUUGUCUCAAGUUUGUUAAAUUUGGAUGUAAGACAAGGUACAUGCAGACUAAGAGAGAUUAGUUGACAUCUACCAUGUUUACUGCAUACAUGGCAUGGAAUUUAAGACUAAGUGGUACAGAUGCCCACAUAGUAAGCUAAACAUCAGUACAAAGGAUGCUACAUGGGACAGGUUGGAUAGGUAUCAAGGCUAUAGAUUGUCCAUACCAAGCCUUGAAUGAGGCAGUGAGAUUUUGGAAUAUCCACAGAAGGGGUUCUAAAUACUCAUGAAUGCUGGCCAAAGUUUUCUAUUCCUGAAGCAGAGACUAAAUCUCCAUCCCCACUCCAAGGCCAAUACUUGAAAAAGUCUGCAGGUGAAGCAGACCCAGGUAAUUCAGCUUAGAAUACAUGUUGUUUUCUAUUCGAAUGUUACUAUUUUUGGGCCAUCGAGAUAAAGCUUCACUGAAAUUAACCUGCAACUUGAUAGCGCUCAUUACUUCAACAGAAACCUUAUUUUAACAAGAUAUAACCUACUAUUAAAGGUAUAUCUUUAAUAAAGCAAAUAAGGUUAUUUUUACUUACAGGCGCUUGAAAAUUAAAAUACAAAAUGUACAUUUCCAAAGCAUUAGCUAUUCACAGAGGUACUGCAAUAAGGGUAAGUUAACUAAGCACCAAACCCCUUGCACUUGGCAGUGUGAAACAUUGUAUGGCAAGAUUUGGUUGCCAAGUGCAAACAACUGGGGAAAAUUACCAGUGUUCAGAAUAAUUGGAAGCAGAGGGUGAUGUAGCACCUACUGGACAGAAACUAAUGCAUCUGCAUUUCCACUAUUUACUUGAAUUUUAGAAACUGCCAAUGCUUGCAUUUACCACUCAUUUGCAACAGCAGUUUAGAUGCUCAGUAGGGAACACCAAUGCAACAAAUACCUGUGGCAUACAAUUGCAAUAGAUUUUAGGGUCCAAUAUAAGUUUUCAAUAGUGUACUUGAGGAAAAUCAAAAAAACACUUGUUAAAUCCACCAAAGUUUUAGCAGAAGGUACAAAACAUUAACAAUUUACAGACAGAAGCCACACUGAUUGUGUAGAGCACAUGACUAAAGUUAUGCACAGCAAACAACUCUGUAAACAUGGUACAGCUGGGUUUUGAGGAAACAUGGUGACAAUAUCAUAAAUACAGGCAACAUUGGCAUCUUCAACCAGCACAAAUAGUAACAUUCUGGGCCUGCCAAGACGACCCAUUGCCACACAAGCAGAAGGCGGGUGGGCCUCAACUCUUUCCACCCCAACGUUUAGUGUUGUGUAUUUAUAUAUAUAUAUAUAUAUAUAUAUAUUUAUAUAUAAUUUGGUAUCUUUAAUAUA
Rhineura floridana is the source of this 5222-nucleotide messenger RNA. RefSeq names its product SS18 like 2 (gene SS18L2). Gene Ontology annotation, molecular function: transcription coactivator activity. The record is from RefSeq and is a predicted model, not a curated record. Lineage: Eukaryota; Metazoa; Chordata; Lepidosauria; Squamata; Rhineuridae. Bases 1243 to 1482 code for a protein of 79 amino acids. Gene Ontology annotation, biological process: positive regulation of transcription by RNA polymerase II. The transcript is spliced from 3 exons. Gene Ontology annotation, cellular component: nucleus.